Aureococcus anophagefferens is the source of this 1122-nucleotide messenger RNA. RefSeq lists its product as hypothetical. Bases 1 to 1122 code for a protein of 373 amino acids. Gene Ontology annotation, biological process: proteolysis. The record is from RefSeq and is a predicted model, not a curated record. Gene Ontology annotation, molecular function: aminopeptidase activity. NCBI's taxonomy places the organism in Eukaryota, Pelagophyceae, Pelagomonadales, Pelagomonadaceae. Gene Ontology annotation, cellular component: cytoplasm. The transcript has a single exon.
AUGACGCACGCGCGCCGCGUCCUCGCCGUCGCCACCGUCGCCACCGUCGCGCUGCAGCCCCUGCGCCGCCGGUCGACGGCGCGCAGCUUCGCCGGCGGCUUCCACGCCGAGGGCGCCGAGGGCGGCAACUUUGAGGGCACGCGCUUCUACCCGCAGCCGGACCUGAUCGACUCCGGCGUCAUCGAGGCGGGAACCAUCCACCGGGUCGCCUACAGCGUCUACGGCAACCCCGACGGCAAGGCCGUGCUCUUCGUCCACGGCGGCCCCGGCGGCGGCACCGCGCCCGAGAACGCGCGGUUCUUCGACCCCGCGGUCUACCGCGUCGUGCUGGUGGACCAGCGCGGCUGCGGCAAGUCGACGCCCUUCGCCGAGCUCGAGGAGAACACGACCUGGGACCUCGUCGAGGACUUCGAGAAGGUGCGCGAGACGCUGGGCAUCGACGAGUGGCUCGUCUUCGGCGGGUCCUGGGGGAGCACGCUCGCGUUGACGUACGCGGUCUGCCACCCUAAACGUACAACGGAGCUCGUGCUCCGCGGCAUCUUCCUCGUGCGGAAGAAGGAGCUCGACUUCUUCUACGAGGGCAAGGGCACGAACUUCCUCUUCCCCGAGCCGUGGGAGGUCUACGAGGCGCAGAUCCCCCCGGAGGAGGCGGAGAAGGACGGCUACGUCGCCGCCUACGGCCGGCGCCUCCGCGGCGAGCUCGGCGACGAGGCCAUGCGGAGCGCCGCCAAGGCCUGGAGCGUCUGGGAGGGCUCCGUGAGCCGGCUCCGGCCGCCGUCGCGGGAGCAGAUCAUGGGCAAGUGGGCCGACGACGACUUCUCGCUCGCGUUCGCGCGCAUCGAGAACCACUACUUCACGUCCGGCGGCCGGGUCGGCGAGCCCGCGGGCUUCUUCGAGCGCGACGGCUGGUUGCUGGAGCCGGCUCAGACCGACCGGAUCAAGCACAUCCCGACGGUCAUCGUCCAGGGCCGCUACGACGUCGUCUGCCCGGCGACGUCCGCCUACGAGCUCCACAAGGCGCUCCCGGACUCGACGCUCCACCUCACGACGACGGGCCACUCGAGCCUCGAGCCCGACAUCAUCGAGCGCCUCGUCGCGGCGACGGACAAGUUCCGCCCGUAG